Molecule: messenger RNA, 836 nt
Organism: Schizophyllum commune H4-8
Lineage: Eukaryota; Fungi; Basidiomycota; Agaricomycetes; Agaricales; Schizophyllaceae
Exons: 4
Coding region: 271-747 (158 amino acids)
Biological process (GO): protein phosphorylation
Molecular function (GO): protein kinase activity; ATP binding
Source: RefSeq, a predicted model, not a curated record
CUCAUCGCCCUCGACGAGGUCCACGCGCACGGCGUCGUCCACCGCGACGUCAAGCCGGCGAAUAUCUUCCUCGACGCCUGCGGGAGGCUCAUCCUCGGCGACUUCGGCCUCGCGCGCGCGUUCGCGGUGCCACCCCUGCCCGCGCAGCGCGCAACGCUGCCGGAAUGGCUCGCGGAGGACGCGGGCACGACGGACGAGGGCGAGCUGCGAUAUCUGGCGCGUACCCGAUGCGGGACGCCGGCGUACGUUGCGCCGGAGACCUACCUCGGUAUGGCGGUCUCCUUCUCGGUAGACCUGUGGGCGGCGGCGGUGACGCUGUUCGUGAUGCUUUGCGGGAGGGAACCGUGGCGACUGUCGAAGCCGGGCGACAAGCCUGUCGAUUUGCAGGUCAUGAACGACCCACUGAGCUUCGCUGGGUGCGGCGUUUUGAGCGAAGCCUCAAUGCGUCUUCUACGAAAGAUGCUUCUGAAGGACCCCGAUGAACGGCUGACCGCGAUGGCCGCAAUCGAGGUCGAGCCCUUCUUCAUCAAGAUAAACUGGGCUCAGGUCAGACUUCGCCAGGACACCGAGUGGCGCGCUUCCAGUACUACAGCCUGCGAGCCAGCUGUCUCGGAGCGCGUCUUCGGUCCUCUCCUUCUUCCUCCCCUACUGAACGCGCCCGCAGCGAAAGGGCCUGUAGAGGGAGAUUUAACAAAGCUUAUGGACAGUUUGAGGGUCAAGGAUGGUAUGGACAAUGGGCAAAACUAGGGGUAAACAAGGACUGUCAUGGACCUUAUUUAUUCACGAUUGAAGGACUUGUACCGUGCAGCUGUUCAGACUUUUCGUGACUUGUAGAC